AUGUCAAAUGAUGGAAAGCUAGAGAUAGUGGUACCAUCAUUUGUCCAUUACCUAGAAGUAUUGGAGGGUUCUGAUGGUGAUAAAAUGCCAGGUAUCUCUUUAAUAUGGCCUGCUUUUCACCAAUCGACAGUCCAUUCCAGCCCUCUCUUAUAUGAUAUAGACAAGGAUGGUACAAGAGAAAUAGCGUUAGCUACCUAUGAUGGAGUUGUAAAUUUUUUCAGGGUCUCUGGCUAUCUGAUGAUGGAUAAACUAGAAGUACCUCGUAGAAAGGUUCGUAAAAACUGGUAUGCUGGCUUGGAUCCAGAUCCAGUGGAUUGUUCACAUCCAGAUGUCCAUGAUGAUUCAAUUUCCAAGGAGGCUUCUGCUAAGAACUCAAUAUCUCAUAUAAAUGGGAGCAUGAAUGGGUCAAAUAAUUAUGAUUCUACAAACAUUGUGAACAACCUCUCAAUGAAUACAUCUAAGCUUGAGGACAGAGGAAAACUUGAUUUUGCCCAAACUAGUCAAUACAAUGGAGUGUCAAGCAAUCUUAAUGACACAAUCAAAAGGGACGCUUCAUUGGAAAAUGGUAUAGAGGAAAAUCAAACACAAACGCAAAGAAGGCUUCUUGAAGAAAUUGAUAAUCAAGGGGCCCACGAUGGACAUUCGAAAGACCAUAACACUAGUGAUGGAGUGCAAGGAGCAACUGUGGAAAAUGACCAAGAACUGGAAGAAGAAGCUGAUUCAUCUUUUGAUUUGUUUAGAGAUACAGAUGAGUUAGCUGAUGAGUAUAAUUAUGACUAUGAUGAUUAUAUUGAUGAAUCAAUGUGGGGGGAUGAAAAUUGGACAGAAGAGAGCCAUGAGAUAGCAGAAGAUUAUGUUAGCAUAGAUUCACACAUACUUUGCACUCCAGUAAUUGCUGACAUAGAUAAUGAUGGUACUAAAGAAAUGGUUGUGGCUGUUUCAUACUUCUUUGACCGCAAGUAUUAUGAUAAUCCAGAGCAUUCAGCUGAGUUAGGGGGUAUCAACAUUGAAAAAUAUGUAGCAAGUGGGAUUGUAGUUUUCAACCUUGAUACAAAGCAAGUCAAAUGGAUUCAAGAUCUUGAUUUAAGUGUCGAUUCAGGGAAUUUCCGUGCAUAUGUUUAUUCUUCUCCUUCUGUGGUUGACUUGGAUGGUGAUGGAAAAUUGGACAUUCUUGUUGGCACUUACUAUGGCUUGUUUUAUAUUUUGGAUCAUCAUGGCCAAGUGAGAAACAAAUUUUCUCUUGAGAUGGUUGAGAUUCAAGCACCAGUUGUGGCAGCUGAUAUUAAUGGUGAUGGCAAAAUUGAAAUAGUGACAAUUGACACUCAUGGAAAUGUUGCAGCAUGGACUGCACAAGGAGAAGAAAUUUGGGAAGUGCAUCUUAAGAGUCUAAUACCACAGGAUAAAUAG
This is a messenger RNA of Zingiber officinale, 1407 nucleotides long. Its product is annotated as protein DEFECTIVE IN EXINE FORMATION 1-like. Gene Ontology annotation, molecular function: protein binding. NCBI's taxonomy places the organism in Eukaryota, Viridiplantae, Streptophyta, Magnoliopsida, Zingiberales, Zingiberaceae. Bases 1 to 1407 code for a protein of 468 amino acids. The transcript has 9 exons. The record is from RefSeq and is a predicted model, not a curated record.